UCUACGCUCGCAGUUCUCGACUUUGCUUUGGGAAUAAAAAUCUAAAUAUUGCCCAGUUUCAGUAGGCAAACUGUUGCACGUGUCGCUAAUCAGCUUAGAUUUAUUCUCAUUAAUUGUUUUUUUCGUAACAAAUUUUUUAAUAAUUUGCAAUCAUGGGCUGCGCUACGGGCACCAUUAAAUAUUCAUUAUUUCUCUUCAACGCAUUAUGGGCGAUACUUGGCAUAUUGGUCAUAGUAUUUGGCGGCCUUGGCUGGGGUGCUAUGCCACAGCAAUAUGCCAUCGGCAUAAUUGUGCUUGGUGGUAUUAUCUUGCUGAUAUCAAUGUUUGGCUGCUUCGGAGCCAUUAGGGAAUCGUCGCGCAUGCUCUGGACCUAUGUCUCGCUGCUGCUGGUGCUGCUAGUGCUGAUAGGCGUCUUCAUCUUCUUCAAUACUCGCGAUGUAUUUAAGAAUUAUGCCAUUAAAACGGUUGAGGAUCAUUGGCAACUGGAGUUGACUAGGCCGGGCAGCAUGGAUCUGAUACAGAAGACAUACUCUUGCUGUGGCCGCUAUGGAGCUGCUGAUUAUAUUGCCAUCGGACAUAGAAAUAAUACAGUGCCGUCGAGUUGUUGCAAGGGCAACAAUUGCUUCAAUCCAUUGAACGUCUAUCCAGAUGGCUGUCUGACCAAAGUGGAGCUGGCCUUCGCCGAUGAGGCCAGCACAUCACGAUACUGUGAAUGGGGCCUGCUGGGCUUCGAUCUGGUAAUUCUUGGAUUGGCUGUCAUACUUGCCAUACACUAUUCGAAUCGCAGGCGCCGCUACAACUACUAAUAGUAUCUAAUUAGUCAUAAUAGUCAAUCGAAUC
This is a messenger RNA of Drosophila hydei, 840 nucleotides long. Its product is annotated as 23 kDa integral membrane protein. NCBI's taxonomy places the organism in Eukaryota, Metazoa, Arthropoda, Insecta, Diptera, Drosophilidae. The transcript has 5 exons. The record is from RefSeq and is a predicted model, not a curated record. Bases 153 to 806 code for a protein of 217 amino acids. Gene Ontology annotation, cellular component: membrane.